Magnolia sinica is the source of this 2511-nucleotide messenger RNA. Its product is annotated as pentatricopeptide repeat-containing protein At5g25630-like. The record is from RefSeq and is a predicted model, not a curated record. Bases 211 to 2121 code for a protein of 636 amino acids. Gene Ontology annotation, molecular function: protein binding. NCBI's taxonomy places the organism in Eukaryota, Viridiplantae, Streptophyta, Magnoliopsida, Magnoliales, Magnoliaceae. The transcript is spliced from 4 exons.
UUUAUUUUUCUGAUUACAAGUGGAUAAGACUCCACAUUCAAUGUAAAAGAACGUCUGCCACUCUCUCUCCUUCUCUCUCUACAAUUGCGGCAGAAGAGGAGGGACAUGUGCCGUCAUUUUCCUAAAGUCAAUUGGUCCAAAAUCUAAGAACUGCUUACAGCAGCAAGGUUGAUUGGAAGUGGCCAACAGGAUUUUGGUAGGGUGGAAGACAUGGCAGCGUUUGAUAAGCAGGGGUCUGAUUCGGAUACUGAGACCAAAGAUCAAGGCAUAACAAGUAUGAGCAAUAAAGUAUGGGAUGAAGCAUCACUGGUCAAGGAAAAACCCCAACAUGAAAAGAACCUACCAUUUCCAAUCUCAAGUUCUUCAGAUUCUCAUGCUCAGCCCAUCUGCCUUGCCUGCUUGAGUGGAGAAAGUUGCCAAACAGUUCGUUCAAAAACAAAAAUCAUGAAUGUUUUGAUAGAAAGAAGGAAAGCACACGAAGUCCAAUCCAUUUUCGACAGCUUAGUGGAAGAAGGGCACAAGCCGUCUCUGGUCACAUACACGACUCUAUUAUCUUCCUUGACAACCCAAAAGCGCUUUGAGUCUGUUCCUUCCCUUAUUUCACAGGUAGAGGAUAAUGGGAUGAAGCCCGACUCCAUAUUCUUCAAUGCCAUCAUCAACGCCUUCUCCGAGGCUGGGAAUGCAGAGGAAGCAAUGAAAACCUUUUGGAAGAUGAAGGAGAGUGGGUGUAGACCGACAACCAGCACUUUCAACACUCUACUGAAAGGAUAUGGGAACGCGGGUAAACCUGAAGAGUCACUCAAACUACUGGAUUUGAUGUGUCGUGAGGAAAAUGUAAAACCCAAUCACAAGACUUACAAUAUUCUUAUCCGAGCCUGGUGUAAUAAGAAGAAUCUCACAGAAGCAUGGAAUGUAGUUUAUAAGAUGGUAGCUUCUGGGAUACAUCCAGAUGUUGUCUCGUACAACACAUUGGCUAGAGCUUAUUCACAGAAUGGAGAAACAAGUAGAGCGGAGGAGCUGAUACUAGAGAUGCAGAAUAUGAAAAUGCGGCCCAAUGAGCGCACUUGCGGCAUUAUCGUCAGUGGAUACUGUAAGGAGGGUAAUAUGAAAGAUGCCUUGUCUUUCGUUUAUAGGAUGAAAGAACUUGGGGUGAAGCCGAAUUUGGUCAUUUUCAAUUCUCUGAUAAAAGGAUUUCUUGACAUUAUGGAUGCAAAUGCGGUUGACGAGGUUCUAACAUUGAUGGAAGAAUAUGGGAUCAAACCGGACGUGAUCACAUUCAGCACCAUAAUGAAUGCAUGGAGCACAGCCGGACUCUUGGUGAGAUGCAGGGAGAUCUUUGAUGACAUGGUGGAGGCAGGCAUAGAGCCCGAUACCCAGGCAUACAGCAUUCUCGCCAAAGGGUACGUGCGUGCACGAGAACCCGAGAAAGCUCAGGCCCUUUUGAUGACCAUGGAUGAACUGGGUGUGCAACCCAAUGUCGUGAUCUUCACAACCAUAAUCAGUGGUUGGUGCAGUGCUGCCAAGAUGGAAAAUGCAAUGAAGGUUUACAACAUGAUGUGCCAAUGCGGUGUAUCUCCUAAUCUAAAGACCUUUGAGACGCUGAUAUGGGGAUACGGAGAAGCGAAACAGCCAUGGAAAGCUGAAAAGAUGAUUCAGAUGAUGGAAGCUGCAGGGGUCCCACCUGAGAAGAACUGUAUCCAGCUUGUUGCAGAUGCAUGGCGGGCUGUUGGGUUGGCAAAUGAGGCUGGUAGAGUUUUGGAUACCAGAGAUGAUCAACAGACAUCCACUCUGCUAGAUGCCAAAGAAGAGACUCCAACGGAGAGCUUCGAAGGCUUUUAUCAAAAGCCGACUCUAAACGCUUCAUAUUCCAAUCUAUUGCAGAUAUCUGGUGUUUUGAGUGAUCAAAACGGGUCAGCCAACAUGAUGAAGAGAAGCAGAAGGGUGUGGAGAGAUACGGACCUCUCAUCGGAGAGCUUGUCAGCUGCUACGAAAUCCAUGUUCCACAUGCACAAUUCCAAAAUCGGUCAGAAACCACCGAUCAUCUGCCGUAAGCAGUCCCAAUUGCAGCUUGGGAUACACGGGCAGAUUGUAAAUUCAUGUAGGGUGGUCUUCCUGAACUGAGGCAACCGGCAGCAGCCUGACUGCUAUCUUGAUUUGGGCUUAUACUUUUGAAGAAUUUAGUGGGCCCCACACCAUUUUGGGUUGUAGAGCUUUACGCAGUAUGGUUUUUUGGGAGAAGCCCGGCUGUCCGAUGUAACAAGCUUCUGUUCAUGAAGGUGGUAGUGCAAAGCGCUAUCUGAAUAUUGCAGACUCCAACAUAUGGGCUUGCUCCUUGUGCAGGUCGGUUUAUAAUAUGUCAUCAUUCCCUUUUGUUAAAAAUGCAUUGUAUAAAACAACAGAAGAUUCCUCUCAUUUCUUCAUGAAAACUCUACUGAAAUUCCUCAAGCUUAUGAUACUGUUCAAAUCCCAUUCAAUUGGAAAUAGAAAAGUUUCUCUUGCUUAGUCUUUUAA